This is a messenger RNA of Cooperia oncophora, 420 nucleotides long. Lineage: Eukaryota; Metazoa; Nematoda; Chromadorea; Rhabditida; Trichostrongylidae. The record is from the annotation of a GenBank genome assembly.
AUGCUCUGGCUUUGGACCUUAAUUACUUCAUUUAAGGAUGACUACAACCGCUUCGAGACUGCGAGACAUAAGGUCGCUAAACAAAGCGAAUGUCAGAAAUCUGAAGAAAGCCGUUUCCAAGCAUUUGGUGACCGUCCAGGCAGCGGAGUAGAAAUGUCUACUCAUCACUGGCAAGGUGGAGAGAUUAUAACAGAUCCCAGUCAGCUACCUAAAUCACUCAAACCGCGUCGAUUAUACUACUCACCCAUUGGAGACGGAACGGUUGCAGCUGAUGGUAUCGAACUCAGAAGACGUCCAGCUGAUCUGUCCCCUCGUGUGACUAUUACGCAGAUGACACAUGUGGACCGCGGGCAGAAAGGUCACGAUGGUCUGAACGUGUAUGAGAAGACGUGGACGAACGCUGCAGGAUGUGAGUUCUAG